CGAGGAGAAUAAAGGAGCCACCAGGUGGCCAGAGUAUUAUAUUGACCAGCUCAGGUCCAUGGCUGCUAGGAGGACUCUGCUGGCGCUGGAGGACGAGGAAGAGCAGGGGAGACACACUAUCGUAGACGGUCUAAAGACAGCACUGCGAACGCAGCCAAUGAGGUUUGUGACUCGAUUUAUCGACCUGGACGGCCUGUCUUGCAUCCUGAAUUUCCUGAAGUCAAUGGACUACGAGACCAGCAACUCUCAGGUCCACACGUCGCUGAUCGGCUGCAUCAAGGCUCUGAUGAACAACUCUCAGGGUAGAGCUCACGUCCUGGGUCACUGCGAGAGCAUUAACAUCAUCGCACAGAGUCUCACCACGGAAAGCAUCAAAACCAAGGUACACACCCUGUAUUCAGUACCAAAGUAAUGCCAAAAACAAAG
Molecule: messenger RNA, 426 nt
Organism: Etheostoma cragini (Arkansas darter)
Lineage: Eukaryota; Metazoa; Chordata; Actinopteri; Perciformes; Percidae
Product: disheveled-associated activator of morphogenesis 1-like
Exons: 3
Coding region: 59-412 (117 amino acids)
Biological process (GO): actin cytoskeleton organization
Cellular component (GO): stress fiber
Molecular function (GO): small GTPase binding; actin binding
Source: RefSeq, a predicted model, not a curated record